AUGCCACCCAAGCUCGUGGGCUGGGGCUCAAAUCUUCAUGGACAGCUGGGACAAGACUUGUCUGUUCUGCAAGUAGCAGCGCCGGUCGACAUCGAUAAUGCAGAGCGCAUCGUUUGUGUAACAGCCACUCAGGUAUUGUAUACACGAAACGGGCAAAUGUACCUGUAUGGCUACAUGCCAGGUUAUGACUCGAAGCCAACGCGACACACUGUACCAUGGACCAAUCCACGUGCUAUUCUGGGACAAGAUUAUGUGGAAGCAUGUCUAGACGAAGAUGGGUACUUGUGCUUGGGAUUUUCCAAUACGCGAUGUGGACAGACCACCUGGCAGCAUGCCGCCAUGGAUAAGACAGGUCGCAUCAUUGCCAUAUCAAAUGAGCGAAAAGCAGUUUUGUUCAAUACAUUGAAUGAAAUGGUGCUAGGCAUAAAUGCAAUUCCCCUUUCUGCACCCAACUUGCCGCCUUUGGAUCGUGCUUUUGCUGGUGGCUCUCAUUUUGUGCUGUUUGCACCACAAGCAUCCCUACCUAUCUAUACGUACGGGGACAAUCGAUUUUGUCAGCUUGGAGAUAUCUAUGUACCGAGUAAAGGCUUGCAUGCCUUAUCUUUUUUUUCACGGGAUGAAGGAUUUCCUUCAAGCGUUCACAGCGUCGUGUGUGGCGACCGCCAUUCGCUGGCUCUCACCUCAGAUGGGGACUGCUACUUUUGGGGAUGGAGUGUGUUUCAUGGCCAUACACUACCCGAACCGGUUGACGUGGGUCACGGGCCUGAUUUGGUCAACGUAACGUCCAUGGCAUGUGCCACAGAUGUCAGUAUAUUCUUGCUCGAAGAUGGGUCUGUGUGGUCUACAAAACGGGGUGAUACAGAGACAAGGUUUGCUACAGAAGCACACCGUGUGCAGUUCCAUGGUAUGAACUAUCCCCUGGAUAUAGGUGCGGCACAAUGGUCAUAUUAUGCGCUUGUGCAAAACAAGGAGUCCGCGUGA
Molecule: messenger RNA, 981 nt
Organism: Malassezia restricta
Lineage: Eukaryota; Fungi; Basidiomycota; Malasseziomycetes; Malasseziales; Malasseziaceae
Exons: 1
Coding region: 1-981 (326 amino acids)
Source: RefSeq, a predicted model, not a curated record